GGGAGGAGAAAAAGGAGGCAAGAAAAGUAGCUGAAAGUGGGGUCUGCAGCAGGCGGUAAGGGAGCCGUUUGAGCAGCGGCAGCGGAGACAGCAGCGGCGGCGGCAGGAAGUCUGUGCCAGAGAAGAGCAGAAAUAAGAGACCCUGAGAGACCGAGGCAGAGAGAGUGAAAGAGGAAACUGCAGAAGAGGAAGCACCGCUGCAGUUGAAAGUCUCUUUCUGGUUCCCUCUCUGAGCAUCUCCCUAGCACGCACGCACGCCGGCAGCAGCAGCGGCAGCGGGAGCAGGAGCAGGAGCGGCGGCCAGUGGUAGUGGUGGUGGUGGUGGUGGUGGUGGAGGUGGAGGGCUAGUCUGCUCUCCAUCCAUUCAGGACCUGCACAUUUCACCUCCACGCUCGCUCUCCUCGAGCCCAUCGCCUCCUCUCCCUCUUCAUAGCCCUACGCACUGCCUCCUCCAGCCCCGCCGCACCACCCCCACUCUCCCCACCUCGGUAGUCCCUCCACUUCCCCCAGACACUCGGCUGCCAUGGCCCGGGAGAACGGGGAGAGCAGCUCCUCCUGGAAAAAACAAGCCGAGGACAUCAAGAAGAUUUUCGAGUUCAAGGAGACCCUGGGAACUGGUGCAUUUUCUGAAGUGGUUUUAGCAGAAGAAAAGGCAACUGGAAAACUCUUUGCAGUGAAAUGUAUCCCUAAGAAGGCACUAAAGGGCAAGGAAAGCAGCAUAGAGAAUGAGAUUGCUGUUCUGAGAAAAAUUAAGCAUGAAAAUAUCGUUGCUCUGGAAGAUAUUUAUGAAAGUCCGAAUCACUUAUACUUGGUUAUGCAGCUUGUAUCCGGAGGGGAGCUUUUUGAUCGAAUAGUGGAGAAAGGAUUUUACACGGAAAAAGAUGCCAGUACUCUAAUCCGCCAGGUCUUGGAUGCAGUCUAUUAUCUCCACAGGAUGGGAAUCGUACAUAGGGACCUCAAGCCUGAAAACCUUUUGUACUACAGUCAGGAUGAGGAGUCCAAAAUCAUGAUCAGUGACUUUGGGUUGUCCAAAAUGGAAGGCAAAGGAGAUGUCAUGUCUACGGCGUGUGGCACUCCAGGAUACGUGGCUCCAGAAGUCCUCGCGCAGAAACCUUAUAGUAAAGCCGUUGACUGCUGGUCCAUCGGUGUGAUUGCCUACAUAUUGCUCUGCGGUUAUCCACCCUUCUACGACGAAAAUGACUCUAAACUCUUUGAGCAGAUCCUCAAGGCAGAAUAUGAAUUUGACUCCCCCUAUUGGGAUGACAUCUCAGAUUCUGCUAAAGAUUUCAUUAGGAAUUUGAUGGAAAAAGAUCCCAAUAAAAGAUAUACAUGUGAGCAGGCAGCUCGGCACCCCUGGAUUGCUGGUGAUACAGCCCUCUGCAAAAACAUCCACGAGUCAGUCAGUGCCCAGAUCCGGAAGAACUUUGCAAAAAGCAAAUGGAGACAAGCAUUCAAUGCCACAGCCGUUGUGAGGCAUAUGAGGAAACUGCAUCUCGGCAGCAGCCUGGACAGUUCAAAUGCAAGUGUGUCAAGCAACCUCAGUCUGGCCAGCCAGCUCCCUGACGGGACAACCCGAAAAGAUCGCCUGGCAUCCUCCACACUCUGUAGUUUUAUUUCCUCCUCUUCGGGUGUCUCUGCAGUAGGAGCUGAGCGGAGACCGAGGCCAACCACUGUGACCACAGUCCACACUGGCAGCAAGUGACUGUCCCCGGUGGUAGAGGCUGGGCUGGUGGGGGAGAGGGAAGAGCUAGGAAAGAAGGCCCCACCAGCGGCCAGCAGGACGUGAUCUCACCUGAGUGAUUUCACCUUGCAUGGUGCCCCUUCCUGCACAGGACUGGAAGACAGAAGCUUUUUUUAUGGCCAUAUUUUAUACUGCAAUUCUGAAGUGUUCAUUUCUCACAAACUUUACAGACUCAAGGGGAGCCAGUUUAACUGGUUGGAUCUGGUGCUGUAUAUAUGAGUCUAGAGAUGCUCUAACUGAAUGAACCUUCGCAUUCCUCACCCCCAUUCCCCAGUCAUUUACUCUCUUCUCGGUGUAGGUAACAGUAUAUGUUGUAUUUUUUCAUUAAUGAAAAAAAAAGGUUUCAACUGGAUUAUUUAAAUAUUGGUAACUUGUGCA
Molecule: messenger RNA, 2119 nt
Organism: Phascolarctos cinereus (koala)
Lineage: Eukaryota; Metazoa; Chordata; Mammalia; Diprotodontia; Phascolarctidae
Gene: CAMK1D
Product: calcium/calmodulin dependent protein kinase ID
Biological process (GO): protein phosphorylation
Molecular function (GO): protein kinase activity; ATP binding
Source: RefSeq, a predicted model, not a curated record